AUGUGUGUGCCAGAUGACAGAUCGACUACGACAGCAAAAAGAAAAGUGAAAAUCCAGCAGUGAAAAAUCGAAUCAAUAGUUUCCAUUUUUCGGUAGUUUUCCUUGCUUUGGUGUGGACUUUCAAUGCAGUAGCCGUCCCCGGAGUGACCCGCCGCUGGUAAGAAUGAAAUCCUUAGCAUCCGUUGCCUUGUGGACGGUGCUACUGCUGCUGUUUACAGUUUGCUCCGACGGCCGACGACAUCAUCUGGAAGUUCGGGAUGAUUUACGACGAUACAUCCCGUUAAGUACGUUCGGGUUCUACCCCGGAGGAAUUCUGGAUGUAAAGUUUUCCAAUUUUAUGGUCGUUCCCCAUACCGAUAGCAAUGUUUAUGGACUUUCGUUGGAUAAAACACUUUCGGAUGCGAUGAACCCGUACUUGGAUACCCAUCAGGACAAUUGUAUUCUUCGUGAACCGAUAAGUUCCCUACGAAGUGGUCCUAUUCUAUUCUUCAUAAUGGAUUUACAGCGAGAAGUAGUUCAUCUGAAUUGUUCAAGCGAGUGGCAAAAUACGCACAUCUAUAAGGACGCUAGCCAUAUUCCGCCGAUGCGUGGGAAACGACAAUCGUUUGCAACGGUGAGCGAUUCCAAGUCAAUGUACAUGCAACGUCGGAAACGGGAAGCUACUGAUCUGGUUUCCGUAUGUCGCAACUACAAUUUGACAUUGACCUGUACGAAGAAUAAUCUCCCAUUCAAAGUUUGCAGCUUUACAUUUGCAAUGGAAGUCUCGAACAAAGCCGACGAGGGGCUCUACAAUCUGUAUUUCCACAGCUGUCCAAACUACGAAAUAAGUACGUUAUACCCGCUUCAAUUCGACGUCGAUAUCGAGGAAAAGAACGGCCAAAAUUACCUCUCGGCGGGAGAGAUGCCACUCCCGGCGCUUUACUUCAUGAUGUCGUUGUUGUUUUUCCUGUCCGGUCUGUUUUGGGUGUUCAUCCUGAAGAAGAGCAAGCAUCCCGUUUUCAAGAUCCACUACCUCAUGGCGGUUUUGGUUUUCCUGAAGUCGCUCUCGUUGCUAUUCCAUGGGAUCAAUUUUCAUUUCAUUCAGACCAAGGGCGAACACGUCGAAGCGUGGGCAAUUUUGUAUUAUAUUACUCAUUUACUGAAAGGAGCGGUCCUGUUCAUUACGAUCGUCCUGAUUGGUACCGGAUGGACCUUCAUCAAGCACAUCCUGGCCGACAAGGACAAAAAGCUGUUUAUGAUAGUGAUUCCGCUGCAGGUGCUGGCCAAUGUGGCGGAAAUCAUAAUCGCCGAGAGCGAGGAGGGCGACAAGGAGCACAGCACGUGGCGGGACAUUUUCAUACUGGUUGAUCUGCUGUGUUGCGGAGCGAUUCUGUUCCCAGUGGUGUGGUCCAUCCGGCACUUGCAGGAAGCGGCCGGAACGGACGGGAAAGCUGCAAUUAAUUUGCGCAAACUGAAACUGUUCCGCCAGUUCUACAUCAUGAUCGUUUGCUACAUCUACUUUACGAGGAUUAUCGUGUAUUUGCUGAAGAUUACCGUUGCAUUCCAGUACGCCUGGUUGGACGAGAUGUUCAAAGAAAUGGCCACGUACGUGUUCUUCGUUCUAACUGGGUACAAGUUCCGCCCGGUGUCGCAAAAUCCCUAUUUCUCGAUGCACGCCGACGACGACGAUGAUGACGACGAAGUGGAAAUCCUCACACAAACGGGCCUGACCGAAGGAAUCAGCAAGGUGACCAAUCGUUCGCAACCGCUGGGUACCACAGUACACGAAGGUAACGAAGAGGAGCGGGAAAAUUUAAUCAGUAAACGAGAAUCGUCGCACGAGUAUGAUUAAGUUUUUUUUUUAUUCCAAAAGCCUAUUAAUCCGCUGUAAUUAUUGAUAGAGUACCUAUGUUGUAUCUUUACUUAUGGUUAGUCAUCGAUAUCUAACUUACUCUAACUGCCCUUGGGCGACGCGAGAGUGAACAGUUGUAAUAGGAUUUCUGCUCACAACAGUCGUCCGAUUCAAAGCUAAUUUGUUGAUGGCAGUUCGGUGCGAUCGUUUCUCGUUUUCGACUCGGAGAAGGCAGACUGUGAAGAAUAAAUUUGUAUUUUAAGGGGGCUUAUUCUGUGAUUUUGUUUUUUAUACAUAAAUAGUCUGAAGUACUGUGCAGUGCGUAGAUAUUGUUUUUAAAUUCUUUUGUCGUAUCGUCGACGAGGAUAUAAACUUCUGCCCUGUAGUUUUAGGAUGUGACCAAAAAUCAAGCAACAAGAAUGAUAACAGAUAAUAUUUUGAUAAAUUUCCCACUCAUAUUGAUGCAGCUAAUAGUAGAAUUGAUUGAAUUUUAGAAUCUUGCAGCAGUAUAGUACGCAUCGAUAAUACCCUAAAUGAAUUACAUACAAAACAAUAUGAGACAUUCACUCUCGUCCCUUAGAUAGAUAGUUCAGCGGAAUGCAAACUCUCCGUGUCAAAAAAAAAGAUAUUUUUGGACCACGUGAUUGAAUGAUAGCUGAUUAUGAUGCAUUAUGUGUAUAAAUGAAUUAAGUAAUAAUGAUAAUAAUAAUGUACCAACGUUUCACUAAA
Messenger RNA from Armigeres subalbatus, 2560 nucleotides. RefSeq names its product protein GPR107-like. The coding region runs from base 164 to 1831 and encodes 555 amino acids. The record is from RefSeq and is a predicted model, not a curated record. Gene Ontology annotation, biological process: transport. Lineage: Eukaryota; Metazoa; Arthropoda; Insecta; Diptera; Culicidae. The transcript has 9 exons. Gene Ontology annotation, cellular component: Golgi apparatus; membrane.